Messenger RNA from Danio rerio (zebrafish), 1388 nucleotides. It is a transcript of the gene ren, whose product is annotated as renin. NCBI's taxonomy places the organism in Eukaryota, Metazoa, Chordata, Actinopteri, Cypriniformes, Danionidae. Gene Ontology annotation, cellular component: extracellular region. Gene Ontology annotation, molecular function: aspartic-type endopeptidase activity; endopeptidase activity. The record is from RefSeq and is marked provisional. Gene Ontology annotation, biological process: proteolysis; regulation of blood pressure.
CCGGAGUAACUGGACAGUGAAUAGAUCCAUCAGUGAGAAUGAAAAUCCACUGCUUGACUCUUCUUAUUCUGUCUCUCUCAGCGAUCAGCACAAAGGCCUUAUGGAGGGUAAAACUGAAGAAAAUGCCUUCCAUACGAGAAACUCUCAAGGAAAUGAGCGUCACACCAGCUCAAGUGUUAUCUGAGAUUAUGCCAAAAUAUCAAGAACCAUCACCCACAAACGGCACAGCUCCGACACCUCUGAUCAACUACUUAGAUACUCAAUAUUUUGGUGAAAUCAGCAUUGGUUCACCAGCUCAGAUGUUCAACGUUGUGUUCGACACGGGUUCUGCCAAUCUCUGGGUUCCCUCACACAGUUGUUCUCCUUUAUACACAGCCUGCUUCACACACAACAGAUAUGAUGCUUCCAAAUCCCUCACACAUAUUUUCAACGGCACAGGAUUCUCCAUCCAAUAUGCUUCUGGAAAUGUCCGGGGCUUUCUGAGUGAGGACGUGGUUGUGGUGGGCGGUAUCCCAGUGGUGCAGGUUUUUGCAGAAGCCACAGCUCUUCCUGCAAUCCCCUUCAUCUUUGCCAAAUUUGAUGGAGUGCUAGGAAUGGGCUAUCCAGAUGUGGCCAUUGAUGGAAUUACUCCUGUGUUUGAUCGGAUCAUGUCUCAGCAUGUUCUGAAAGAGAAUGUUUUCUCGGUGUACUACAGCAGGGACCCAACACAUAUCCCUGGUGGAGAGCUGGUGCUGGGGGGCACAGAUCCGAAUUACCACACUGGACCUUUCCAUUAUAUAAACACCAAAGAGCAAGGCAAGUGGGAGGUCAUCAUGAAAGGGGUGUCGGUUGGGGCAGAUAUCCUGUUUUGCAAGGAUGGCUGUACUGCUGUGAUUGAUACAGGCUCCUCCUACAUCACAGGCCCCGCUUCCUCCAUCUCGAUUCUGAUGAAAACAAUUGGAGCCGUUGAACUGGCAGAAGGAGGGUAUACAGUGAGCUGUAAUGUGGUCAGGUUGUUGCCCACUGUUGCAUUUCAUCUUGGUGGUCAGGAAUAUUCACUCACAGAUGAGGACUAUAUUCUCUGGCAGUCAGAGUUCGGGGAGGACAUUUGUACUGUCACGUUCAAAGCAUUGGAUGUGCCACCCCCUACUGGUCCUGUCUGGAUACUGGGGGCAAACUUCAUAGCUCGGUACUACACAGAGUUUGAUCGGGGAAACAAUCGCAUUGGCUUUGCACGAGCUGUCUGACAAGCGCUUGGUUUUCUGCUAUUCUGAAAGUCGUAUUGUUUUAACUUUAACACAAACCAUAGGUCAUAUCAAUGACAGAUUACAGCUUUCAUUUAGAAAAAAGAAGUGCACUUUAGCUUUACUUUUUUAUCACUCAUCACAAAAAUAAUAUAUUUUGAAACA